Messenger RNA from Glycine soja, 2115 nucleotides. RefSeq lists its product as uncharacterized. NCBI's taxonomy places the organism in Eukaryota, Viridiplantae, Streptophyta, Magnoliopsida, Fabales, Fabaceae. The coding region runs from base 1 to 2115 and encodes 704 amino acids. Gene Ontology annotation, molecular function: nucleic acid binding. The transcript is spliced from 3 exons. The record is from RefSeq and is a predicted model, not a curated record.
AUGAGAAGAAACCCUUCAGUAAAGAAGCUUCUGGAGUUCACCCCAAUCCCAAUGUCAUAUGGGGACCUAAUACCGGCGCUAAUUGCCAACCAGUUGGCAGUGGUGACCCCUGGAAGGAUUUACCAGUCUCCCUUCCCAAAGUGGAACAACCCCAACGCGACCUACGCGUAUCAUGGGGGAACUCCGGGGCAUUUGGUUGAGCAAUGCAUGGCCCUCAAGCACAAGGUCCAGAGCUUGAUCGAGGCGGGAUGGUUGACGUUCCAAGAAGACGAGCCAAAUGUGAAGAUGAACCCGCUCGCCAACCAUGGAGGAUCGGAUGUAAAUGCAAUUGAGGUGGAUAAACUGCAAAAGCCUAAUCAUUUAAAGGAUGUAAUGACCUCUAGGAGGUUUAUUUUUGAAGCCCUGCAAGAGGCGAGCGUGGUUCCUCUCAGUGGGCAUAAGGGGGAUCCUUGCUUAAUGCAUCCGGCUGCACCGCAUGAUAUGAAAACAUGUUUAGUAGUGGAGGAGCUGUUGCAGCGGAUGAUAGACCAAGGCCGACUAGAGAUCGGUGAAGAGGGCAUGAAAAAGCAACACGUCUGCAUGCAAUCAGCAGACAAGGAAAGUCCUAGGAAAUCUAAGCCUUUGAAGCCAAGCGAGAGGAAGAAGGGGGCCGCCAGCAUUGACUCACUUUCUGCCAAAGUGACCAAUAUCACUGGACUAAGCGGCGUGACCUGCAGCGGUCGCAUCUUUGCGGCACCUGACAUGCCGGUACGGCCCGUGAAUGCCAAAGGAAAAGCAAAGGUGGUCGCAGAGGAGACCAACGAAGCAAGCCCCACUCCGGACGAGGAUGUUCCGGCGGGGUGGUUCGCUGAAAAAAGGGAAGGCUUCGGUGAAAAAGAGGUAUCCUUGGAGGAGGCCAACAAGUUCCUCCGCAUAAUCCAAAAGAGUGAGUUCAAAAUAAUCAAACAACUCAACAAGACUCCAGCUAGGGUCUCUCUGUUAGAGCUGCUUAUGAGUUUUGAACCUCACUGGGCAUUGCAAGUUAAAGUUUUGAAUGAGGCCCACGUGGCCCAGGAUAUCCUUGUAGAAGGCUUCGAGGGGAUUGUUAACAAUAUCACAGCCAAUAACUACCUUUCCUUCGCUGAGGAGGAGAUUCCUGUCGAGGGGCGAGGACAUAAUAGGGCUCUACAUGUAUCUGUCAAGUGCAUGGAUCACAUCAUGGCCAAGGUGCUCAUUGACAAUGGCUCGAGCCUAAACGUGAUGCCCAAAAGCACAUUGGAGAAACUACCAUUCAAUGCUUCUCACCUGAGACCAAGAUCCAUGAUGGUCCGUGCUUUUGACGGUAGUUGUCUGGAAGUAAGAGGGGAGAUUAAUAUCACAAUUCAGAUAAGAUCCCACACAUGUCAGGUUACCUUUCAAGUGAUGGAUAUCAACCCAGCCUACAGUUCCUUGUUGGGUCGACCAUGGAUUCACUCGGUGGGAGUUGUCCCUUCGACGCUUCACCAAAAACUGAAGUUCUUGGUAGAGGGCCACUUUGUCAUUGUUUUGGGGGAGGAAGAUAUUCUGGUAACCUACCCUUCUUCUAUGCCAUAUGUUGAGGUCGCAGAAAAGUCCUUGGAAAUGGCUUUUCAGUCUUUUGAGGUGGUAAGCAACGCUUCUGUAGAAUCCCUUCCGAUGGGGCCUCGCAUGUCUGAUGUUGCAAUGAUGAUGACCCGUGUGAUGUUGGGGCAUGGUUAUGAGCCUGGAAUGGGCUUGGGGAAGAAUAAUGAUGGCAUGGCCAACUUAGUAGACAUCAAGGAAAACCGUGGGAAGUUUGGGCUAGGCUAUAAGCCCACGCAGACUGAUGUGAGAAGAAGCGUCUUAGAAAGGAGGAACAGAGGCAUGGGCUCGCAACUAAGGCCACAAGUGAGAGAGGCCCCUCCUUGUCACAUCAGCGAGAGCUUCGUAAGUGCGGGCUUGAGAAGCGAAGAGCAAGUCGCCAUGACACAUGACGAAGCUCCUCAAGAGCAUUCGAGCUGGGGAAAUAAAAAUCCUGAUCUUGUCAAUGAUCCUGUGCAUGCUCAUUCAGGUCCAGUGCUGGUGCAGAUGAUGAAUCCUGAGAAAGAGGCAGGUCUAGCGUUGGUGCAAAUGGCUUAG